AUGUUGCCUGGAGAAUAUAAAUAUUUGAGCAUUAUAGCGAGAACCUGGAAUGAAGUCUAUAUGGCUGAAAAUGUAAUAUCGAAACAAAAAUGCUGCAUCAAACAAGUUUUGAUUGAUUCCUCGUUAAAAGAACGGUUUUCAUUAGAAAUUUAGAUUCUGCAAAAAAUAAAGACAAGUCCUCAUCCUAAUAUUAUUGCAUUUGAAGAUAGCUUCUACUAUGAGAAGGUUACAACAUAGGACAAAUCUAUCACUUUUGGGUGUAUUGUGAUGGAAUUGGGAAUCACUAAUUUAUCUCAAUACAUUAAGUCUAAGAAGCAGUCUGAUCCUGAUUUUAAAUUCAAAGAGUAAGAUGUGGCAAAUUUUUAUGUCUCCAUGAUCAAGGCACAUACACAUCUUUAAGAGAUGAAGAUUGCUCAUAGAGACAUUAAACCUGAAAAUAUUAUACUCGUAAAUGACGAGAACUUGAUCUUUAAAGUUUGCGAUGUGGGUUUUGGUACAGAAAUUAUUGAUGAAGAAUCGAGAUCUCGUACUAUUGGAGGGACCAUCGGAUAUCAAUCUCCAGAAAUCUAUGCAGCAUUUAAGAGAAGAAAACCUUAAGCUAAGUACAACCCAUAUAAGAGCGAUGUUUUCUCGUUGGGGUUGGUAUUUCUUUUGUUUGCCACCACACAAGUAAUCAGUAAAUAGGUAAAUGAUGAGCCUUAAAUUUAUUAGCAAAGAGAGGAGUUAUUUGACGACGAGAGGAAGUUGACUAAUUAUUUGAAGGUGUUGAGGAGAAAGAUUAAGGAGACUUAUCCUCGGAUCAAGGGGAUAUCAAAGAUUCUAAAACUAAUGUUGGAAGUGUCACCAGAUGAACGAUAUGACUUCAUCUAAUUGAAUGAAAUAAUUCAUGAGAGAUCGUAUCUCGAAGUAAAAUAGCCUGCCAAGAUCAAUCACCAGCAUUUACAGUCAAUAACUCAAUUUGAGAAGUUUUAAUUAGAUAUUUAGAAUCAGGAGGAUGUGUAAUUAGAUUUGAAUGGGAUGCAGAAUAAAUCGCAGGAGGAGUAGCUGAAGGUUCUGGAGGCUAUUGCUCAAUAAGUGAAAAACUUUUAGAUGGUCACUUUGCAAAUAAAAUUGGAGAUGAGUAAUUUAAGUGUAAAAACUGUGGCUCCAUUGGAGAAGAUCUUGAGCAGGGCUUUGAAUUUGAAGGAGUUAUCAUUGCAAUUUUGGAAUAACAGAUUAGGGAAUUUGGGUUUGUUGAUGUUGUCAAAGGCAAUAAUGAAGAUGGUGGGUCUGAAGAGGUUAAACUUAGAAGUGUCGAGCAAUAUGCUCUCAGAUGAAGGGAUAAAUAAUUCAUUGCCUCUUCUGGAGAAUUUGGUAUAAAUGGAAGAACUGCGUUUGGAUUUUGGAUUAAACCAUCUUCCUAUUGAAUGUUGUGAAGCCUUUUUUACAGUGAUUUGUGCAAUGCCAAAGUUGAAGAAGUUGGACCUGAAUUUGGAGAGCAAUUACAUGAAUCAAUUGUUGUCAAGGAUGGUCAAUCAAUCGCUUAAGAAAUUGCCGAAUUUGAGUCAUUUGGUCAUCAACUUUUCAAACAACCCAUUACAAAAUGAGGGAUUUUAUGAAUUGGGAGAGGGUAUAUAGGGGUUGGAGUAUUGUGAGUUGAUUUUGUGGAGUUGUUAAAUAAAGGAUUUGGGUAUGGAGGAGUUUGCGAAGGAGUUGUCGAAAUGUCAGAAGUUGAAACAAUUGAAUUUGAUAUUGUGGAAUAAUUCGAUUACGAAGAGAGGUUGCGAAGCUUUGGGAUAGGCAUUGUUGAAGUUGCCCAACCUUAGUGUGUUGGUGAUUGACUUAUCGAAGAAUAGGAUCGAAGAUGAUGGUGUAAGGUUUUUGGCAAAGGCAAUUCAUGAGAUGAAGCAGUCUUUGAGGGAACUGAAGCUUUGGAUUGAAAGUAUGAUGGAUUAAUCAUUAUACAAGUGUUAAUUGUACUUGUUAUGGGUUGAGAUAUGUGAAUAGAUUUCUGACGAGUCAGAAGAAAUUGCGGAGUAUAAAUUUGAACUUUAGAUCCAAUCAGAUAGGAUUGAAUGGUAUGGAGUUAUUGUAUAAUUGUUUUGGAGAAGCAGGGCAAUUGGUGGAAGUGAAGAUGAUUUUGGAUCACAAUCCAUUAGGCGAGAAAGGAGUGGAUACUUUAUUUUAGGGAUUGCAGAAGUUGAAAGAGUUGCAGAAGUUGAUUUUGAGUUUGGAGAGCGUCAAGGGCACAGGGGGUUCGGUUACUGUGAUGCUUCAGUCGAUAAGGUCGUGGACAGGGUUGAAGGAGAUGCACGUGAAUUUCUUAAAGUAAAAAUGCAGUUGUUGAAUGUUAGAAAUCAAACAGAUUGGGGUGACGAAUUGAAUUUGAGAAACAGAUUGUUGGAGGUGUAGUCGACAGCCAAGAUUAACAUUGAAUUAAAGUUUAUAAAUUAAUAUACUCAAACAGACAUUAGUUGUUUUGAGCAAAAAAAUGAAUAUUCGUAAACAAUUAAUCAUGAUUUUGAAUAAGCACUGCAAUUGUAAGGCAAUCCCAGAUUGAGUUAAAUUAAAGAUCAGUUUUUGCAAUUGUAAGACAUCUACCCUUAUGAUAUUCAUCUGAUUUACGAGAAAGAGGAUUCAAUUCAAUUUCAAUUAGACCUAAAGAGUUUUUUGGAUGAACAAUCAACAUUUUAAAUUGUACUCCUUGUCAAAGGACCAGUGUUUACAAUAGAUGUGUUGUUUCAUUCUUCCUUCCUUGACCAAGAGAAAUAAUAAAUUCUUACCAUAGUGUCUGUUUGCACUAUCAACAAUUUGAUGGAAACCAUUAUUUAGAUAGAAACCAAACUGACCGAACUCGACAAAGAAUUUAUACAGAGAAGAACACAAAACUAAUACAAGUUUAGCAGUAGCAAUUAAUAAAUAGAAUUAUAUCCUGAAAUUUAAAUUACCAGAGGAAUCUCAAAUACUUUUGGAAACACAAGCGAAGAUUAAGACAUGAGGUAAUCCAUUCUCGGUUUCAACACACUCAAAGAUGAUCUUGUAGAGAAGUAUGACAAAUCGGAACAGCAAUUCUAACCCAUCUCACAAUCAAUUCCUGUUGACCAACUCUGUCAAUUACAGGCAUGUAGUUUCUCUAGAUUUCAAUAAGACUUCGAUGAAAUUGAACUUAUUGGAAGUGGAGGAUUCGGCAAAGUGUUCAAAUCAAGAAAUAAAUUCGAUGGAAAUUAUUACGCCUUAAAGAGAAUAGUCCUGGAUUACUCAGAUAAGAAAUUAACUGAAAAGACCAAGAAUGAGGCUGUACUAUUGUCGAGAAUCCAACACCCUAACAUUGUGAGGUAUUAUUAGGCCUGGACUGAGGAGUAUGUCAAGGAUGAAUAUGAAAAUAUUGAAGACGAUGAGAAAUACGAUGAAGAAAGUGAAGAUGAGUCAGAGUAUGAUGAUCCACAUUAAGUAAGAAAGGAAAGCAGUUCCAUUUAAGAAUAUUAGGAUGAUGAUCCGAUCUUUGAUUAUCAAGAUGGUCCUGAUGUUGAUUUUCAAAUUGAGUGGUUGAAUUGUGAUCAACAAAAUCAAGAGGAAUCUCUUCAAACUCCAAAGGUCAAACCUCAUUAACCAAGGUAGAAUUGCAAUAAACAAUUGUUGUAUAUUUAGAUGGAGUAUUGUAAAGGGGAUACUCUAAAAAAGAAAAUAGAUGAUUGCAAUUUAACAUCCGAUAAACGUAAGAAGAUUAUUCGACAAAUCUUAGAUGCAUUGCAUUAUCUACAUAAAAAUAAUAUCAUUCAUAGAGAUUUGAAACCUUAAAACAUCUUUCUAGACGGAGAUUUGAAUGUCAAAUUGGGUGAUUUUGGUUUAGCCACUGAAAUGAAACAAGAAAUCAAGUUUUAUGAUCAAAAAAUUAUGAGAACCUCAACCAAUAGACUCUCUUUGACUUCGGGUGUUGGCACCUUCCUAUAUUUGGCACCUGAAUAAGAGCAAAGGCAGUAUGAUUCAAAGGUUGAUAUUUACUCAUUGGGCAUCAUCCUAUUUGAGAUGUAUUAUCCAUUCAAAACAGACAUGGAGAGAAUCAAUUACAUCACUCAAUUGAGAGACUAAUGUAAAUUUCCUAAAGAUUUCGAUUAGAAGGUCGAUAAGAUAGACAUAGAAAUAAGAGAGAAGAUAGCUAGUCUAGUCGACAAGGAUCCUCAAAAGCGUCCUGCUACUUAGAGUCUCCUUAAUGAGUACAAAGACAAAAGAGUUUAACAAGUGAUUAGAUCAAUUGCUAAUCCAAAUUGCCCUGAUUUCAAUGAGUUAGUUUCAACUCUCUUUGAAUGCAAACAAUUAAGAUAAUAAAACAAUCUGUUUACUUCCUGUUUGGAGGAAGCCAUAAGCAAGAGUCCUGAGUCAUUUUUUAGCAAUUUUUUAUCAGGUAUUUUAGAAUUGUUUGCAAGAGUUGAAAAGAUAUUUAAACUUAGAGGAGCCUUUUAAUUGGAUCUUAAUCCUCUUAUUCCCACUUAAAAUACACUGAAAUAUUUAUCCAUAUUUGGUCAGAUAGAGGAAUUGAUUACUCAAUCUGGAGAAUUGGUUUAAUAUUGUCAGAAUCUGCUGUAACCCAUGAUUUAAUUGCUGAAGAUCCUUCCACUUAAAAAUUUCAGAAGAUAUACUCUAGGUGAAGUGUAGCAUUCUGAUAGGCCUCAACUCUCAAAACACAAUUGUGUUGCAUAUGAAAUCAUUUCAGAACAGGAUCCCGGUCCAAUCAAACUCGUUGAAUUACUAAGCAUCUCCAGAGAUGUGAUCAAUUAAUUUUAAAAUGCAGGUCAUUUUGAGUUGAGGAUCAGUCAUACCCAUUUCUUGGAGUUAGCUCUAUUAGAAUUAGGGUUCAGUUCCUAAAUGGUCAUACGAAUGUUAAGACAUUAAAGUAUCUUACAAAAGAUAGCAAGGCUGAAUUCAAUGGUAAAUCGAAACCAAUAAUUCUUUGAUUUAGAGAAUGAUAUUUCGAAGGUUUUGAGUGAAGAAUUCAAUUUUACAAAGAGUUAGAUAGAUAGAUUCUUGAAAUUAAUGACUUUGAAAUUACCUAAGAGUUAUACAAAUGAGAUCCAUCAUUCGUCAUCAUUGCGUGAUAGUGGAAAAAAGACACUCGAACAUGGACCUGGACAUAAAAAGCGUACAUUAAGAGAAGAGUUGAAGGGUUACUUUACAAGUUUUGAAUCAAGAUUCAAGGAUAUAAUUAAUGAAAUUGAAAAAUUUGAAGAACUUGUUCAGGAUACUAGAAUACUGUGUGAUCUUGAAGUAAUUUAUUAAUUCUUCUAAUUGAAUGAACUUUCAUGUUAUUAUUCUGGAAUCUGUUUCGAGUUUGUAGAGGUUACAAGGGAAUAGAGUAAUGUAAUUAGGAAUUUUGAAUAGGAUGUUAUGCAAUCGCGAUCAGAACCUGUUCAGAAGACCAAUUAUCAGAGGAGACAUCAAAAGAGUAAUAUAGAUUCUUUUAUUAUUGGGGGCAAUUACAGUCAUUACUUGAAUAAUAAAGCUACUAACAAAAAUGCUUGUGGGAUUCAAAUCUAUUUGGAUUAGUUCUAUUAUCGAAAGUUAAAUGAUCAUCAAAACAUCAGUAUUUCCAGUAAACCAAUGGCUAGGUUUGAUCUAUUCAAUUGGCCUGAUUGUUUAACCAACAUUAAGAGUCUCACACUGAAUGUGUUGAUUGUGGUGGAAGAGUUGUGGAUUAAACAAGCUCAGGAAUUAGCAGUUCAAUUUUGGAAGAGUAGAAUAUCUGCUAUGAUCGUAAACAAUAAGAAUUUCAAGAACUUAGCUUUGAGUUACAAGAGCGACUUGGAAAUAAAAUCUAGUCAAAAUAAGAGGACAAAUGAAGUGAAGUGGUCUAUUAGGAAGUUCAAAGAUAAAGAGGAGGACGUGUUGUUCUAGGAUAUUUUCAAUAAGAUUGUAAGUUAUUUGUUAGAAGUCGGGAGGAUGGAAGGAACGGAGAAUAAAUUAAUCAAGAAGGCAUAGUCAAAGUAGAAAUGA
Paramecium tetraurelia is the source of this 5967-nucleotide messenger RNA. RefSeq lists its product as uncharacterized. Lineage: Eukaryota; Ciliophora; Oligohymenophorea; Peniculida; Parameciidae. The transcript has 14 exons. The record is from RefSeq and is a predicted model, not a curated record. Gene Ontology annotation, molecular function: ATP binding; protein kinase activity. Gene Ontology annotation, biological process: protein phosphorylation.